Messenger RNA from Chrysochloris asiatica (Cape golden mole), 3366 nucleotides. RefSeq names its product phosphodiesterase 3B, cGMP-inhibited (gene PDE3B). NCBI's taxonomy places the organism in Eukaryota, Metazoa, Chordata, Mammalia, Afrosoricida, Chrysochloridae. Gene Ontology annotation, molecular function: 3',5'-cyclic-AMP phosphodiesterase activity; protein kinase B binding. Gene Ontology annotation, cellular component: membrane. The coding region runs from base 1 to 3366 and encodes 1121 amino acids. Gene Ontology annotation, biological process: signal transduction. The record is from RefSeq and is a predicted model, not a curated record. The transcript is spliced from 16 exons.
AUGAGGAGGGACGAACGAGACGCCAAAGCCAUGCGGUACCCGCAGCCUCUGGACGGGGCCGGCUCGCCCUCGGAGAGCCAGAGGAACGGCUACGUGAAGAGCUGCGUGAGCCCCCUGCGGCAGGACCCUCCGCGCGGCUUCUUCUUCCACCUCUGCCGCUUCUGCAACGUGGAGCUGCUGCUGCCCCCGCCGGCCUCCCCCCAGCAGCCGCGGCGCGGCUCCCCCUUCUCCCGGGCGCGCCUCUCGCUGGGCGCCCUGGCCGCCUUUGUCCUCGCCCUGCUGCUGGGCUCGGGGCCGGGGAGCUGGGCUGCGGGGGCCGCGCUGCUGCGGACCUUGCUGAGCGUCUGCUCGCACAGCCUCAGCCCCCUCUUCAGCAUCGCCUGUGCCUUCUUCUUCCUCACCUGCUUCCUGACCCGGACCAAGCGGAGCCCCGGGCCGGGCCGGGCCGCCGGCGGCUCCUGGUGGCUGCUGGCGCUGCCCGCCUGCUGUUACCUGGGGGACUUCUUGGUGUGGCAGUGGUGGUCCGCGCCGUCGGAGGACCGGGACGCAGACGUGCCCGCGCCCCUGGCUCCCCUGGCCACGUUGGGCAGGUUGUUCUUGGUGCUGAGCUGUGUGGGUUUGCUGACGCUCGCGCACCCGGUGAGGCUCCAGCACAGCAUCCUGGUGCUGCUCUUUUCCAGCUGCGUCUGGUGGGUGUCCGUCAGCAGCCUGGACUCGCUGCCUGCCGUGCUCAGGCCACUGAUGUCCGGCCUGGUGGGGAGCGCUGGCUGCCUGCUGGCCCUGGGGCUGGAUCACGUCUUUCAUAUUAGGGAAGCCCCUCAACGGCCUCGCGCGUCCAGCUCCGCGGAAGAAAAAGUGCCUGUGAUCAGACCCCGGAGGAGGUCCAGCUGCGUGUCCCUCGGAGAGACGUCCGCCAAUUACUACGGCAGUUGCAAAAUGUUCAGGAGACCGUCGUUGCCUUGUAUUUCCCGAGAACAGAUGAUUCUUUGGGAUUGGGAUUUAAAGCAAUGGUACAAGCCUCAUUAUCAGAAUUCUGGAGGUGGAAAUGGAGUUGAUCUGUCAGUGCUAAAUGAAGCUCGCAAUAUGGUGUCAGAUCUUCUGAUUGACCCAACCCUUCCUCCACAAGUGAUUUCGUCACUACGGAGUAUCAGCAGCUUGAUGGGUGCUUUCUCAGGUUCCUGUAGGCCAAAGAUUAAUCCUCUCACACCAUUUCCUGGAUUUUACCCUUGCUCUGAAAUAGAGGAUCCAGCUGAGAAAGGAGACCGAAGACUUCACAAGGGGCUAAGCAAUAGGAGCAGUUUACCCACACCACUGCUGAGGAGGAGUUCAGGAACUUCAGGUCUGCCACCUAUUGAGCAGGCUUCUUCAAGGUGGGAACGUAAUAGUGGCAAAAGACCUCAUCAAGAAUUUGGCAUUCCAAGUCAAGGAUACUAUCUAAAUGGACCACUUAGUUCAAACCUACUGACAAUCCCGAAGCAAAGGUCUUCUUCUGUAUCAUUCACUCAUCAUAUAAGUCUGAGAAGAGCUGGUACUUUAUCUAGCUUGAGUCCUGUGAAUUCUCCCAGCCACGGACCAGUGUCUCCUGGUCCCCUAAGUAAUCAAUCUCCCAUAGAAUUUCCUGAUACUGCUGAUUUUCUAACUAAGCCAAGUGUUACUUUGCAUAAAUCUUUGUGUAAUGCACCCAGUACACCAGAUUUUUAUCAGCAACUUAGAAAUGCAGACAGCAAUCUUUGUAACAGCUGUGGACAUCAAAUAUUGAAGUGUGUUGCAACUUCUGAAUCAGAAGCUGGCACAGACUGCCACAGUGGAAAAUCAGGUGAAGAAAAAAGUACCAUUUUCUCAAAAGAUCCAUUCAGACGUACAGAAAUGCAACAAGAAGAGAAAAUAGAGAAGAGAGACUGCAAACAGUUAUUCCUGGAAGGUGAUAAUCAACUAAGAGAAGAGGCACAGAACCAACAACUAUCAAAUACUGAACAGGAAUCAUCAUUGGAAUUGAUUCUAAUAGAAGACCAUGACUCACUAAUAGAAAAGAUGAGCAACUGGAAUUUUCAAAUUUUUGAACUGGUAGACAAGAUGGGAGAUAAAUCGGGAAGGAUUCUCAGCCAGGUUAUGUAUACCUUAUUUCAAGACACUGGCCUUUUGGAGAUAUUUAAAAUUCCCACUCAACAAUUCAUGAACUAUUUUCAUGCAUUAGAAAAUGGCUAUCGAGAUAUUCCCUAUCACAAUCGGAUACAUGCCACGGAUGUCCUGCAUGCAGUUUGGUAUCUGACAACACGGCCAAUUCCUGGUUUUCAGCAGACACACAAUGAUCAUGGAACAGGAAAUGAAGCAGAUUCUGAUGACAGAAUUAACUCUGGGCAAAUUGCUUACAUCUCAUCGAAGAGUUGCUCUAUUCCGGAUGAGAGCUAUGGCUGCCUGUCUUCCCACAUCCCUGCCCUGGAAUUGAUGGCUCUGUACGUGGCAGCUGCUAUGCAUGAUUAUGACCACCCAGGACGAACGAAUGCCUUUCUAGUGGCUACGAAUGCCCCUCAGGCAGUUUUGUACAACGACAGAUCAGUUCUUGAAAAUCAUCAUGCUGCGUCAGCUUGGAAUCUGUAUCUUUCUCAUCCCGAGUACAACUUUCUUCUUAAUCUUGAUCAUGUGGAAUUCAAGCGCUUCCGUUUUUUAGUCAUUGAAGCAAUCCUUGCCACAGAUCUUAAAAAGCAUUUUGAUUUCCUUGCUGAAUUCAAUGCCAAGGCCAAUGAUGUAAAUAGUAAUGGUAUUGAAUGGAGCAAUGAAAAUGAUCGCCUCUUAGUGUGCCAGGUAUGCAUCAAACUAGCAGAUAUCAAUGGCCCAGCAAAAGUUCGGGACUUGCAUAUGAAAUGGACAGAAGGCAUUGUGAAUGAAUUUUAUGAGCAGGGAGAUGAAGAAGCAAAUCUUGGUUUGCCCAUUAGUCCCUUCAUGGACCGUUCCUCUCCUCAACUAGCAAAACUCCAAGAAUCCUUUAUCACCCACAUAGUGGGUCCCCUGUGUAAUUCCUAUGAUGCUGCGGGUUUGCUACCUGGCCAGUGGAUUGAAGCAGACGAGGAUGAUACUGAAAGUGAUGAUGAGGAAGAAGAUGGUGACGAAUUAGAUACAGAUGAUGAAGAAAUGGAAGACAGUCUAAAUCCUAAAGCACAAAGAAGGAAAGGCAGACGGCGAAUAUUUUGCCAAGUAAUGCACCACCUCACAGAAAACCAUAAGAUAUGGAAGGACAUCAUCGAGAAAGAAGAGAAAUGUAAAGCUGAUGGGAGUAAACUGCAGGUGGACAGUUCUUCCUUACCUCAAGCAGAUGAGAUCCAGGUCAUUGAAGAAGCAGAUGAAGAGGAAGAGCGACAGUUUGAAUAA